This is a messenger RNA of Ylistrum balloti, 2382 nucleotides long. Its product is annotated as zwei Ig domain protein zig-8-like. The record is from RefSeq and is a predicted model, not a curated record. Gene Ontology annotation, cellular component: neuron projection membrane. NCBI's taxonomy places the organism in Eukaryota, Metazoa, Mollusca, Bivalvia, Pectinida, Pectinidae. Gene Ontology annotation, biological process: synapse organization. The coding region runs from base 1 to 930 and encodes 309 amino acids. The transcript has 10 exons.
AUGCUGAGGAAAAAUAAUCUCAAAUACCCCCGUAGUGACGUAAGAAGGAUAUAUCUGAUGACUGUGGUGGAGGGACUAUACCUACAGUUACUGCUCUUGUGCGUGAUACAGAUGGUGGACAUGACGACUCUUCCACCUGUCUUUAAUCCUACCGCACUUAACGUGACGGCGUACGUAGGGGAGACAGCGACACUGCCUUGCUCUAUAAGCCACCUUGGUUCACGAGAGGUUAUAUGGAAGAAAGUGAAGGAAAAACAUGCUCUGACAGUGGGCGAGUUCGUAUUUGUGAAGGACCCAAGCUUUAGCGUUAAACACAUACCCUACCGAGACGAAUGGAACUUAAUGAUCAACAAUGUACAGGUUAAACACGCCGGAAAGUACGAAUGUCAAGUCAGCACUAAAGAAAACAUGCAUCGAUACAUCACACUUUCAGUCUCAGAUAAACGGACGCGUAUAAGAAAUGAACCAAGCAAAAAUUAUCCAGAGGUCCACAUAUCCGGACCAAAGUUUGUAGAGCGAGGACAUCCUAUUCGCCUGACGUGUAACGCAACGGGUUCCCUUCGACCCCCGGAGCUGAUCGACUGGUUCCUGGAAGGACGAAAGAUUAAGUCAAACUCAAUUGGAGGAAUAUCCAUUUCAAAGUAUAUGCGACAGGAAACAAACACUCUAUACAGCGAACUCGUCAUCAGACACAGCGACCAGGUGGAUUCUGGGACGUACAUCUGUCGAAGCUCGGACAAUAAGAUAACAAGUCAUGACUUACUCGUGUUAAAUGCAGAAUCUACACUCGGAAAACGAGAAUCUAAUAUAGAUCCGGAUAAUUUACCUAUUAAUGAAGAUACAUCAAAAACAGGAAAUCACCAGAGUCGGAAUCGACCGUCCCAAGGGGUGUUCUUCUGUGUCCUUCUCAUUCCCUUCGUGCUUAUAUGAGUCUCUACCAGUGGUGUAACGGUGGGGACAGGUCAUCGCCGUUCCUGCUACAUGUCAUAUAUAGAACCUAUUUUUGUACGUAUGUAAGAGGAACAACAACUUGCCUUGACGACUGCUCUGCCACGUGUGGGCGAGGCCUUGCUUUAUCAUACUACAGAACGGAAGUAGAUUACUGAAGGCAGGCAGGCACGCCCGGGGCCUUACAGGCGUCGAGAGAAGGAUUGUUGAAGAACUGGGACCAAACUACGCUCAAUCGUUUUUUGUUUUGUUUAAUUUUCUACUUAAUGACAAUGAUGAAGAUGGACCCUACCUUCAUAACGGGUAACGCUAGUAGGAUCCGCUUUUAUCUCCUUUGGACCCUCAUGGCCAGUUGUUAUAUAUCUUCAUCUAAACGCUUCGAUUGGAGGUAACAUAAAAACGCUAACAUUAUAGAUUUUACACGUGUUCAGAUUUAUCAGAAUCAUAGAAAAAUGUUAUAAUAAUAUUUUAACAAGUAUGGAAGGUCACCUGAUUUCAUGGAUAACACUGUGGAUUGUUCAGAUAUUUUGGGAGACAGUUCACUAUUAAGUGGAUGCAGAUUACUUAGAUGAAACGUGUAUGCUAUUCGUGUGCUCAUACCUACUUUAUAGAGGAAAGCUAUGUAACAAGGAUUCCAAGCACGUAAAGAGGCUGCGUAACCGUUACAUAACGAUGAGUCUAUUUACACGUGCAUGGUGCAGGAGGAACAUAUGGUAUAUGUGAUAGUGUAUGAACUAUAGGUACAUGCAUUGACCUGUAGCAUUGUCGCACGAUCGACCUGACAUGGACACGUGCUGUCAUGUGAUAAUUUUAGCUGGUAACACAUAUUUCACUACAUUCCGGAGAUUAUACAACAAGGGAAGACAGAUUGAUACGUGUUUUCUAAGGGAAAAACAGUUACUUUGGGACAACGUCGAAACAUUCUGUUAAAGUUUGUAAAUCGACGAAAAACAUCAUUGUUAAUGGUGUCUUUGAUCUCUAUAGAGCAUGUUACAUAAACAAUGUUAACAUGAUGGCUGUAUUACCUACAUAUGCUUCUAUUUGUUAUGUAUAUAAUGCAGGGCGUCUCUAUUACGUGCGAGGAUUACAAACACACCACAGCGCCCAUAACACAACACAGUGGGGAAUUCUCAGUGGUAGAACAAAACACUCGAGUCUUGUGCUUAUAUUUCAACCUGGAGGACAUUCCACGCAUAACAAUAGGAAUAUCAUUAAUUUGUUAUUAUGUUUCUUCGUCAACAUUUUCUUAAUUGGUAAAGAUAUAAAUUGAUGUACGUAGCUUAAUUGUGAAAGGUAUUAAUAUUGAUAGUUAUUUCCCUAAUUGUCCGUCCCAUCUCUAGCAAACAUGUACCAAUCACGUGAUGAAUGCUAUGCAAACAGUCUUCCAUUACUACAAUUGUAGACAAUGUUGCAAUGAUAAUGUGUUUUCAAAUA